UAAUUAAUUCUUUAUAGGUUUACAAUUAAAAGGGUCGAUAUAUCCAAGAGCGCUUAUUUUUUAUACCAAAAGCGGUGAGAUAGAAAAAAAAUUAAAAUUAAACGGUUCUCACUCAAAGAACAACAACAGAAAUGGAAAUUAAUGAUAACAAUAACAAUAUACCAAUAAGACUUAGUUUUGAGGAUGCGCUAAAUUUAACAGGUUUAGGGAAGUACAAUUUUGGCUUAUUGUUUGUAUGCUGUCUGCUGAUUCUGGCGAUGUAUAUUGAUAUAUUUGGAUUCUCUGUGGUUUUACCGAGUGUUGCGUGCGAUAUGGGUCUGUCGACCUCCCAACAAGGCUUGCUUUCGGCUAUUCCUUUAAUUGGUGUGAUGAUAUCGUCAUACGCAUGGGGUCUGUGUGCCGAUACUCUUGGUCGACGCUUAACACUCCUGCUAGCGAUGCCAAUCGGUAUGAUCCUGAACUUGGCCGCCAGCAUCGCGCCGUCGUACAUCUCUUUAGCAGUAUUAAAAUUCUUCUCAGCUAGUUUCACAUCAUCAGCAAACGCAGCUGGAUUCGUGCUUGUCGGAGAAAGUGUUCCAGCUCGGGUUAGAGGCAAAUUCAUGCUACUCAUGGCGAGUGCCACCAUGUACGUGCAAUUCAUUAUUUGUGUUAUCGCUCUACCCAUUACUCAAGUAUCUUUCUCCAUCGAUGUACCAUGGUUGUCAAUGACGUACCGUCCUUGGAGACUGCUGCUGCAAGUCAUCAGCUUGCCCGGCAUAAUUGGUGUUAUUGGAACCAUAUUUAUGCUCGAAAGUCCGAAAUUUCUUAUUAGUAAAGGAAAAGAAAAGUCCUCCAUAGAAAUUCUCAAAACCAUAAGUAAAUGGAAUAUUGGUACAAGCGAAAAAACAUUUUGCGUCGAAUCAAUUUUUGUGGAAGAACUAGAGGUACAGGAAAGUACAAAAAAGUCAGUUUUAGUUAAAAUAUGGAAUCAGACUGCGCCACUCUUCAAACCGCCUCUUCUCAAAAACUCUCUGAUACUCUAUUACAUUCUUCUUUGUGCUUAUAUGACAUCAACUGGUUACACCAUGUGGGUACCGACGAUGACAAACGCCUUCUUCAUUGGAGGAGAAAGUACGGGAAAAACCUUUUGUGAAGUUGCUAGUACAGCUGCCACUACUUCAAACAGCACAACUGCAAUACAUUGCGAUAAUAUAAUUAAACCAAUGACGCUCUAUGCAGUAAUUUGUUACUCAGGUAUAUCUGGCUCACUUAACAUCUUGCUCACAUUUGUAGUCGGGCCGCUUGGCAAGAAAAGGACAACGAUAUUAGUGUUUUCUAUCGCCUUGAUUUGUGGUAUAGCCCUUCUAUUCGUCAAAAUUCCUAUAAUGAGUAUUGUAUUGUUCUUUGUUUUCCUUUAUGUCGCACUUAUAUUAGGUAACGUCAAUACUUACCUUGUGGAGUUGAAUCCAACUUAUUUGCGGGGCAUGGCAACAUGUCUCUCAGUGGUAGUUGCGCGUGGAUUUGGAUUUUUCAGCAUCCAAUUGAUUGCCAGUUUACUAGCUAACUAUUGUACAUCAAUGAUCUCAGGAUAUGUUAUACUCGUUUUCAGUGGAUUAGUCGUUACAUUCUUUUUACCUCCUGAUACUCAACAAGGCAAAAAUAAAAUUACAAGCGAUCUAUCAAAAGGAAAUGACAGAGAAAGGACUAAAUCAUAAUACUUAUUAAGUUAACACGUCUAUUUUUAUCUAUUAAUCAUUGUAAAUACUAUUUAUUAAUUAUUUUAAUUUUGAGAAACAAAUCACAAUUAAAUAAAACAUAUUAAAAAAUGUAUCUUUACAUUUAUUUCCUAAUUAAAUUUCUUCAAACCACAUUCCUAAAUCUUUAAAACUUCA
This is a messenger RNA of Melitaea cinxia (Glanville fritillary), 1871 nucleotides long. Its product is annotated as organic cation/carnitine transporter 7-like. NCBI's taxonomy places the organism in Eukaryota, Metazoa, Arthropoda, Insecta, Lepidoptera, Nymphalidae. Gene Ontology annotation, biological process: transmembrane transport. The record is from RefSeq and is a predicted model, not a curated record. Gene Ontology annotation, molecular function: transmembrane transporter activity. Bases 132 to 1694 code for a protein of 520 amino acids. The transcript has 10 exons.